UAUCAACAGGCAAAUUCGCCGAACUUGCUUUUAUAAGAUUAUAUAAAAAUAUUGUAAAUUUUAGUCUUGUUCCACGUCUUAAUGUGUUGUGGCUAGUUUGAGGAUACAAGUACCAAUGUUUUUUUUUUUUUUUUUUUUUCUUCGGAAUGAAAAGUAAAUGAAAGAAAUGAAAUUUUACCCAGCUAGCAAAGAGUUUUACAUCAGCAUCACGUCCUUGAUAAGGGAGAUUGAUUUAGAUGAGCACGGACACACAAAAGCAAUAUAUUUAAAACAGUGGCAUAUUACACCAUACAGUUGCAACGGAAUUUGAUAGGAGGAAUUUCAAAGCGUAGAAGUUAAUUGAAAGAAACAUGCCAAAACAAAGGAAGAAAGCUAGAGGCUCCACUGCGAAAGCUAGAGACUCCACUGCGACAACCAGGUCAACACGUCGGUCAAGACCAAAGAGAUCAAACUCAAGCCCUAAUCAACCCCUGACUGUACAGAAUGACGUCCUACCUCUGACAACACAAAAUGAAGCCCAACGAGUACCGUCAGCGAAUGAAAUCGCGUCAUCAAUCAUUCCGCAGCUAAGAGGAGCCACUGAUGUAGGACAACUCCCAGCAUCAACUUCUUUGCAAGAAGUCAUUAACUUGGUACCGGGACCAACUGCAAAUAUUCCUUCCUCAUCAACAGUGGCAGCAGCAAACCCAGAGUCUCUAGGGAAAGAAAGUAGAAUGACAGGACAAGAAUCUGAAGCAGAGAACCAACAGCUGGAUCUGUCCUAUUUGACUGUGAAGCAAAAAUUUAAAGAUAAGAGUUCAUCACAUCAGGGAUCUUUGAAAAUAGUUGUUUUAAUUAAAUGGGGCAUAACCGUAAUAUCCUUUGUGAUAUUUUUAGCAAGCCUUGUUGUGAGCAAACUUACUCUAUUUGGUCUUGUUAACGGCUUGAAUGCUGGAAAGGAUGCUACAGUUCUCAAUUACCAGACUUAUUGUAUGUGUUUUGUCCUACUAUUGGCACCAAACAUCAUUUCUCUCUUGAGAUCGCUUUGGAACAUAACUGGAUGGUUUGAUUUGCCUUGGCCUGGCCUGAAAGCAGUAGGAUUGAUUACCUUGUCUGCAGCGAUGGAAUCAGUGGGUCUCUGCAUUGUCCUAUUCAAAACUUUGACCUCGGGAUCAACAAUUGCAGGUGUCAGCGGACUGCAAAUCGGGCUCAUCAUUCCAAUAAUAUUUUACACCAUUAAAGGACAAAAUGAUUUGCCAUAUUUUCGACACUUAUCAUUUGUGUCGAUAAUCACCACGCUCGCAGGUUCAGGAUUGGUUAUAUUUAUUUACAUUAAAGAAUCGGAACACGAAGCAUGGACUUUGGUAGGCGUGUUUGUUGCCUUUCUAUCAAUGUUCCCGUAUCUAAACAACAAAAUAUUUGAAGAUACAAACAACAACGAUAGUGAUCCCGACUGUACUGAUUCUCCAGACAGUGUUGAUAUGCAGUCAGGAUCAAAUAAUCCCGACAGUACUAAUCCGUCGGAUCGCAUUCACGCCAUUCAUUGUGGUAUCAUGCCUGAAAUUGAGAUUGUUGCACCAGACAGAAUCGACAGACCACCUGUUAAUGCCAGGGCUUGGAAAGUUCAAAAAAAAUUUGCUGUUUUCAAAAAUUGUUUUAGUACUGAAAUAAAGUCAGGAUCAAACAACCCUGACAGUACUAAUUCAUCGGAUUCCGUUCACUCAAGCUCUUGUUGUUGCAUAACUAGAAUUGAGAAUGGCGAAGAAGACGGAAAAUAUACUCCUCCUGAUAAUGCCAGUGCUUGGAAAAUUCAACUGAUUUCUGCUAUUUUCAAAAUACUUUUUAGCAUUAUUGCUACUAGUGCGGUUUUUAUAGAGUUUGCGGUGGGAAAAAUGGAUAUGAAAGAUGCAGUGAUGUUAGGCUGGAAUUGGAGUACAAGUGACAGAUCAUACCGUUUGUUUAUUGCUCACAUUGUGACGAGUUUAAUUGCCUACGUCACCGCUGUCUUUGCCUUUCAUACUUGUAUACAUCGAGGAGCGUUUUUACUCCCCAUUCUACUCUCAUCACCCGUGGUCUAUACUUUGAUGGUGUUAUCUUACUCUUGUGAGUGGUUUGCUACUUUUCUAGACCAACCUUCAAUGUUUUGUGCAAACAGAGUAAACGUUGAGUACAGUGUGUUGGCCAUGGUGUGUACCACAUUGUCGAUCUUUUUGGUUUAUGGAAGACUACUCUGGCAUCUAAAAGGAGAAGUUUUACUCAAAGAAACUCAGCUUUUCUGGUACCCUGCAUAUAACAGUGUGAUGCUUGAGCAGUGGAUGCUUCUCAAUAAAAAAAUAAACAUAGAACAUGGUGCAUACAGAAACGACGAGGAAUCUGGGAAAAAGGACGAUACAACGCCGAAAAGUGACGAUACAACGCCGAAAAGUGACGAGAUAACGCCGAAAAGUGACGAUACAACGCCGAAAUGUGACGAGAAAACGCCGAAAAGGGACGAGACAACGCCGAAAAGUGACGAUACAACGCCGAAUAGUGACGAGAUAACACCGAAAAGUGACGAGACAACGCCGAAAAGUGACGAAUUAACGCCGAAAAGUGACAAGACAACGCCGAAAAGUGACGAUACAACGCCGAAAAGUGACGAGAUAACGCCGAAAAGUGACGAGACAACGCCGAAAAGUGCCGAUACAACGCCGAAAAGUGACGAGAUAACGCCGAAAAGUGACGGGACAACGCUGAAAAGUGACGACACAACGCCGAAUAGUAACGAGAUAACGCCAAAAAGUGACGAGACAACGCCGAAAAGUAACGAGAUAACGCCAAAAAGUGACGAGACAACGCAAUGGGUUUACAUAUGUACAACCAUGUAUAGAGAGAGUAGAAAAGAAAUGCAGCAACUAUUAGAGUCUAUCCAAAAGAUCAGUCAGGGCACAUCAGACAAGAUCUGUUUUGAGUCUCAUAUUUUCGUUGACGGCGCUGUCAGAGAAAAAGAAAUGACCGAAUUUGCCCUACAGCUGAUUGGUCUACUGAAUGAUACUUUACAUAUUGAUGCCGUCAGUGAUAGUGAGAAAACAUGGACACCCUAUGGACUGAGGUUUAAAUGGGAUCUUACAGGUCCAAAUAAAAUGAAAUUCUAUAUUCAUCUGAAGGACUCAGCCAAGGUAAAGAAAAAGAAGAGAUGGAGUCAGAUAAUGUAUAUGUCGUACAUUCUCGAUUUCCUAAGCAAGCAACACACCAACCGCGAUGUGAAUCCCAGAGAUACCAACAAGUUUAUCUUGACUACGGAUGCUGAUGUUCGAUUUAACCCUGAAUCCGUCGAAGCUUUGCUUGAUCUGAUGAAGAGGGACACUUCAGUUGGAGCUGUGUGCGCCCGCACUUAUCCGCUUGGUAGUGGGCCUGUUAUGUGGUAUCAGAAAUUCGAAUACGCUGUUGGCCAUUGGUUCCAAAAGGCUGCAGAACACGUACUAGGGUCUGUCUUGUGUGCCCCUGGAUGCUUUAGCAUGUACAGAUGUUUAGCUUUAAAGAAAGUUUUACCCAAGUAUGCAUCCAAUGUUGAAAGAGCGUUUGACUUCCUUAUGAAAGACAUGGGUGAAGACAGGUGGCUUUGCACACUAAUGAUACAGAAUGGGUGGAGAAUCGAUUACUGUGCUGCAUCAGAGAACGAAACCUUUUGUCCAGAGAAAUUCGAGGAAUUCUACAAACAAAGACGCCGCUGGAUAGUUUCAACUUUAGCUAACUUAAUUUCUUUAAUUACACAUUGGCACCUUGUUCGAAAUUCAAACCAUCAAGUCUCCUUUCUCUUUUGUUUAUAUCAGAUUAUUCUUUUUGCCUUAACGUUUAUUGGACCAAGCACAGUUGUAUGUAUUGUUGCUGGGGGAUUGUCUUACUCUUGGGAUAUCAAUUUUGUGGUGUCAGUGAUACUUCAAGUUAUUGUCUGUCUUAUCUAUGCCGGGAUAUGUUUGUUCGGAAACGAAAAAUGGCAGAUGAAGUCUGGUAAAAUAAUUACUUUCCUGUAUUCUAUCAUCAUGGCCGCUGUGUUUAUCGGCCUGUUAGAACGGAUAGCGAAGGAGAUUAUCGGCAUUUCCUCUGAUAUUGGGGAAAACGUCUCAGACAGUACAGAAAAAUCAACGAUUCCCUCGGGAGUGAUUAGCGACAAUUUACCAGUUUCCUUUUUAACGCUGUACCUUGGAGUCAUGUGUGCAAUAUUUCUGAUUACUACUCUACUUCAUCCCUACGAUUUCACUUGUUUGCUGAAUGGAUUAUCUUAUCUUUUUUGUCUGCCAUCCGCAUAUGUGUUGCUGUAUAUAUAUAGCAUAAUCAACAUUAUUGAUUCAUCGUGGGGCACACGAGAAGAAAAAAAGCACAACAGUGUAAAACUGAGAAGCGAUUGGUAUGAAAGCUUUGUGAAAUUCAUUAAAGGGAUAUCAUGGUAUUUUGGUAGAAAAGAAACUCCAAAGGACUCUGGUUCGGUUUCACCAGGCAAUUCUGACGAAGAUAUUGAAUCAGAAAUUCAUCAGGACAACUCUGAUAGCAUAGAAGAGGAUACAGGUUAUACCGAACCACAAAAAAGUGAUGAAGAAAGUCAAAACAAGGUGGAAAAAUGGCUUCCUGAAGACAUGAAGAACUAUGCUCCGGUUUUUAAGGACAAUGGUUUUGACAACACUCGUUUUCUUAGCAUGCUGACAAAAACAGAUUUGAAACGCUUAGGGAUCCAGAUGCUGGCGCAUCGCGAAAUAUUAUGGCGGAAAAUACAAGAUAUUCCUAAAUUCAUAAUACCAGUCUGCGUACCAAAAGACCCAUACUCCUGGUUACAAACUUUAGGUCUGGAAAUUUAUAAACCAAAUUUCCAAAGAAACCAUAUCAAGUCGGCGCAAGAUAUGGAAGCGUUAAAGAGUUUCAGUAAAAAAGAUAUUGAAGAAGAGCUUGGAAUAAAAAAGACUGGUCACCUACGAAUGAUUGUUAACGCUAUCAAACGACUACGAAUUCCAACAAACGAGGAGAGAAUUAUUACAAAAAUACAGGAACAAAUAAGAAAGCAAAAUGACCAAGAUAUGAGAAAUCUUAAUGGAGAAGAAAAUAAAUUCUGGAACGAUCUUAUUCAGGCCUGUCUACAACCAAGUUCUGGUGCCUUUAGUUUGGAAACAAUUCUCAAAGGUGAACUACAAAACCUAAGAAACAGGUGGCUGACAAUCUCCGGAAUCGUCAACUGUCUGUGGAUCUUCACCAUCAUGACACUCAGCGGAAGCAUCCAUCUCAAAAUAGCCGAAACCGACCCGCUCAGUUUAUUAUUCCUGGUGGUAUUUGGAUUCAUCUUCGUUCUCCAGUUCCUCUGCAUGAUUAUACACAGAUUCACCACGCUAUGCCAUUUAAUUGCGCGUGCGCAAUACAGAUGGGUCGACGGCACCAAGAAGCGGGAUUCUAAAUGCGAUCGUAGCAUUCAGGGGAAAGGAAAGUGUUGCUCACAAAGCUCGAAGACUAAUGCAAAAUCAAUAAAAAACAAAAGAAUUUAGAAGUUAUAGUGAAGAAAUAGUGAUGUCUUAAAGUUAUCAAUAAAAAAGGAAGACGAAAACAAAAGAAAAAAAAGAUUUACAAGUCUGUUUAUAUAAAAAACA
This is a messenger RNA of Magallana angulata, 5588 nucleotides long. RefSeq lists its product as uncharacterized. Gene Ontology annotation, molecular function: protein binding; chitin synthase activity. NCBI's taxonomy places the organism in Eukaryota, Metazoa, Mollusca, Bivalvia, Ostreida, Ostreidae. The record is from RefSeq and is a predicted model, not a curated record. The transcript has 27 exons. Gene Ontology annotation, cellular component: cell septum; cell periphery. The coding region runs from base 351 to 5486 and encodes 1711 amino acids.